Messenger RNA from Osmia bicornis bicornis, 4312 nucleotides. It is a transcript of the gene Upf2, whose product is annotated as regulator of nonsense transcripts 2. The coding region runs from base 651 to 4085 and encodes 1144 amino acids. The record is from RefSeq and is a predicted model, not a curated record. NCBI's taxonomy places the organism in Eukaryota, Metazoa, Arthropoda, Insecta, Hymenoptera, Megachilidae. Gene Ontology annotation, biological process: nuclear-transcribed mRNA catabolic process, nonsense-mediated decay. Gene Ontology annotation, cellular component: exon-exon junction complex; cytoplasm. Gene Ontology annotation, molecular function: RNA binding; protein binding. The transcript has 2 exons.
ACAUACAUACAUACAUACAUACAUACAUACAUAAUUACCGGCAAUCCCAAGAAAAAUUCCCAGAAACAAGAACUUUUCGUUCCUGCAAAAUUGAUAUAACCAAGUACAGCUAUCAUAUAAGUAUAAAUUAUAAUGAUUUAUUGAAAUAGAAAUGUAGAAAAGGUUAACAUAUCUUUACAGGAACAUAUCUUUACAUUAUUGAAGGAAUGAAUGUAUAGAAAAGCUAUUUGAGUUUUGUUUAUGAAAAUCUGAAUGAACAUUUCCUUCUUUAUCGACUUCAAUGAUAUGUUUCGGAAAAUCGAUCGGUAAUUUGUCGAGUAGUUUCAGCCGUUUCUGUAUAGAUGGCGCUAGGAUCGAAUUCAAAUGUAUUCCCUUUAUGGCGGUCUUUUUAAAAUACAAAUUUGUCAAACAAUUAUUUUCAUAAUUUUCUAGUCUUGCGCUGAUUUGAAAAGAAAAUAGAAUCAAAGGGAGUGAAAAUUGGAUCUUUUCAGAUGUCAGUCUUUGGUGCGGUAAAAAAGGGACUGUUUUAAAUGAGGAAUAUAAAUCAUGACCCCUCGAAAGCAAAGGCAUGUCCAUUCUUUUGUAUAUGUAGUCAUUGCAUGUCGUCUCUCAUAACAUAACCUCUUUUGCAUUUAAAAAAUAUUUAAACAAUGUCGGAGGUCGAAGAAGCUCCUCCAGAAACUUCAGAAGCACCUGCUGAACAAGAUGUUGUGUCCGAAGAAGACAAACAAUUUCUCUUGGACUAUGUCAAAGAAACAGAACAGAGACUGGCUGCAAAAGAAGAAAUCAGAGCUGCUAAUUUAAAUCCCAACAGACCACCGGAUACCUAUUUCAGCAAAUUAGAUUCAACUCUAAAAAGAAAUACCACUUUUGUCAAAAAGCUAAAAAAUUUCAGUAGUAUACAAUUAGAUGUAGUUUUGAAAGAUAUGACCCAUUUAAAUUUAACAAAAUAUGUAAGUGAAGUAGCCACUGCUUUAGUAGAUGCUAAAUUAAAAAUGACAGAUGUUGCACCUGCCAUUAAAGUAUGCAGUUUCUUACAUCAAACUUAUGUUGAAUUUUCAACACACUUUUUUGAAAAUUGGCAGAGAAUUUUGUCUCUCAAGGUUGUUGAUAAAAUUGCAAAUCCAAGUAAACUGAGGGUAGAUCUCAGAUUUUAUGCUGAGUUAGUUAAUGCAGGAAUUUUCACUCAUAAACAAGGUUUACCGUUACUUGGUUCUGCCUUAACUGUUUUAAUUAAUAUGGAUAAAGAGGAGCACAACAAUGCAAGCAUUAUAUUAAGUUUCUGUAAACAUUGUGGAGAAGACUAUGCAGGUCUUGUACCCAAAAAAGUGAGAGAAAUUUCUGAGAAAUUAAAUAUUCCGAUACCUAAGAGCAAAUUACUUUCACCUGAUAAGCAACAGAAUGUGAGAUUGUUGCUGCGAGAUUAUUAUAAUUCACUGUGUAAACAUUUAUUGAAAGAACACAAGGAUCUCCAGGCUUUUGAGAAACAAAAUAGAAAGAUUCUGCAAACCAGGGGCGAAUUGAGCUCUGAAAGGAAAGAAAAACUUGAAAGUCUUCAAGUAUCUUAUGAACGUUUGUUAAAUAAUGUUCAAAGUUUCUCUGAAACUCUGGAUGAACCCAUGCCAGAGCUUCCUGUGGACAGUGAAAUGAAAGCAGAGGCAGAGGAAAGCAUGAAGAUGAUCAGUGAAGGAGAGGAGAAUAGCAUUCUUGAGGAUAUGUGGGGAGAUGAAGAGACCAGAAGAUUUUAUGAAGUUCUACCAGACUUAACAGUAUUCCUACCAGGAUCAUAUUUAAAGGAAGUACCCAAACAGGAUGCACCAAUUAGUGAAGAAGCUUUGGACGAGGAAAUAACAUUCGACGAAUUGGAAGAGAGUGAGAAGGUAGAUGAACCUGAAGCAGAAGUGGAAGAACCUCAGGUCUCUAAAAGCAAUAAAAUACUCUUAGAUGCAUUCCUAACUCAUUUACCAAAUUGUGUAAACCGUGAAAUGAUUGACAAUGCAGCAGUGCACUUUCUAAUGAAUCUCAAUACCAAGCAUCAUAAAAAGAAAUUAGUAAAAGCACUGUUUGGUGUGUCCAGAAUCCGUUUAGAUCUACUCCCCUUUUACUCUCGCUUGGCCGCCAUUCUUUACCCUGUAAUGCCUGAUGUAGGAAAUGAUUUGUGUUUGAUGUUGAAGCAUGACUUCAAAUAUCAUGUACGUAAAAAGGACCAGAUCAAUAUUGAAUCAAAAGUAAAGGUUGUCAGAUACAUUGGUGAACUUGUUAAAUUUAAACUGUACUCAAAGAUAGAAGCAUUGUAUUGUUUGAAGGUUCUACUACAUGAUUUUACGCAUCAUCACAUAGAAAUGGCUUGUAAUCUAUUAGAAACCUGUGGAAGGUACUUAUUUUGUUCCCCAGAUUCCCAUCAGAGAACCAAAGUUUAUUUAGAACAGAUGAUGCGUAAAAAGGCAGUCACUGCAUUGGACUCCCGUUAUGUAACAAUAAUUGAAAAUGCGUAUUACUUUGUAAAUCCUCCAGAGUCUACUGGCGGCGUUUCAAGGAAAGACAGACCCCCAAUCCAUGAAUUUAUUAGGAAAUUACUAUACCAGGAUCUUUCAAAGACGAAUACUGAUAAGGUUCUCAAAUGGAUGCGCAAAUUAGACUGGGAAGAUGAAAGUGUAUCCUCUUAUGCAAUCAAAUGUCUCACUGCCGCAUAUAAUGUCAAAUACUUGAACAUUCGCUGUGUCGGGAGUCUGUUGGCAGGUCUUGUCGCCCAUUACGAAACCAUAGGUCCCCAUGUGGUUGAUGGUGUGCUUGAAGACAUAAGACUAUGCAUGGAGAUCAAUCUACCAAAAUACAAUCAAAGACGCAUUGCCAUGGUUAAAUACCUCGGUGAGUUAUACAACUACCGUAUGGUAGAAAGUGGAGAUAUUUUCAGAACAUUGUAUCUACUUAUUACCUUUGGAGUCAGUAUGGAUCAUUCUAUACCCAGCGUCCUCGAUCCACCUGACCACCUCUUUCGCAUUAGACUAGUCUGUACCUUAUUGGAAACCUGUGGACAGUAUUUCAGUGGAGGUUCCAGCAAGAAAAAAUUAGACUACUUUUUAAUAUUCUUUCAAAAUUAUUACUGGUUUAAAUAUACAGAUCCCAUAUGGACUCCAGAGAAUCCAUUCCCAGUAGGAAUAGAUUACAUGUAUAGAGACACACUGACAAUGCUAAGGCCCAAAAUGCAAUUAUUCCAAAGCUAUAAAGAAGCUCAAUGUGCUGUAGAAGAAUUAAGAAACACAUUAUAUCCCACUCUUGGAAAUCCCACUGAGGAUAAUGUAGAUGGGGAAUCUGACAUGGGUGUGAUCGCCGAAGGCGAUGAAGAAGUGGCUGUAACCUCUGGAAAUGGUAGUGGAGAUGCAAAAGGAGUGGCAGAUUUACACUUUGAGGAGUCUGAAGAUUGUUCUGAGGCACAGUCAGAGGAGGAAUGGACAGCUGACGCGGAGAGAGACGACACCAUUGGUACCCAAGAAAAUACCCAGGGAGAUCAGAGUCUUUCUGAAGGUGGAACAGAUGGUGUAAUUAUGGAUGUUACUGAAUUGAAUGCAGCAUUGCCAGCGGGUCCCAGAAGAGUGAGUUGCCCCGAGGAUGAUGAUUUCUUAUCCGCUCUUGAUAAAAUGGUCUCGGAUAAUAUUCAAGAUAGAAUGAGAGACUCUGUAAAACCUCAGCAAGUAGACAUAUCUGUACCUUUGCAUGUAAAAAGUACUAAGAAGACCUAUGAGCAAUUGCAGGAAAGACCAGCCGAUACAAACACAGUUGAUUUUGUGCUCAUGUUGAGAAAAGGCAAUAAACAGCAAUAUAAGAACUUAGCAGUUCCUGUGUCCUCUGAGUUAGCAAUGAAUUUGAGGAACCGUGAACAGGAACAGAAAGAAGAGAAAGAAAGAGUGAAAAGAUUAACGUUAAAUAUUACGGAGAGACAGGAAGAGGAGGAUUAUCAAGAAACAAUUAAUCAGAGUACGAGGCCAGUGACAGUAAAUUUGAAUAGAGAAAGAAGGCAAAAAUAUAAUCACCCUAAAGGUGCCCCUGAUGCUGAUCUCAUCUUUGGCCCUAAAAAAAUUCGGUAGAUUUAUUAAUUUUCUUGUAAAAUUCAUUUUUAAUUUAAAAUACAUAUCUGUCAAUAUGUGUGAAAUAUUUGAUACUACACUAGAUGACGUAAUUUUUACGUAAAAAUAAAUAUUUACCAAACUUCAAAUUAAAAAAAAAAGUGGACUUGGUCAAACUGCCAUGUAAAGCUCUGUUAAUUAUUAGAUGUACAAAUUAUUAUUUUAAAUUCUAAUUAUCCGCACUUUAA